GAGACAGCGGGAGCGCGCUGCGACGGAGUUCCUACAGGGCCUGCCAGAGAGGAGGGAGGACAACGAAAAGCAAGACAAACAGGAAUCGUCGUCGCCUUGGUCUGAAUGCAUUCACACCGGAGCUCAUCGGUAUAGAGCCCGUCUCCUUCAGCAUCCCUUCUCUUCCCGAUCCGCCAGGAGUUAACCUAUAAGAGAGACUCCAUGAAAGAUGUCGGAGGAGACGGUUGUUAUUGCCAAGUGGGACUACACGGCGCAACAGGACCAGGAACUUGACAUUAGGAAAAACGAGCGUCUGUGGCUCCUGGACGACUCCAAAACAUGGUGGCGGGUACGAAAUGCAUCCAACAGGAUGGGCUACGUUCCUUCCAAUUACGUCGAGCGCAAGAACAGUCUGAAGAAAGGCUCCCUGGUGAAAAAUCUCAAAGAUACACUUGGCCUAGGAAAAACAAAACGCAAGACGAGCACCCGGGAAGCAUCUCCCACGCCCAGCACAGACGAGUACUCAUCUAACGGUGGAGGUACCGAAAGAAUUUACGACUUGAAUACACCCGCAGUGGUGAAGUUUGCCUACAACGCAGAGCGGGACGAUGAACUCAGUCUGGUGAAGGGCGCACGGCUGAUAGUGAUCGAGAAGUGCAGCGACGGCUGGUGGAAGGGCAGCUAUAACGGCAAUGUGGGCUGGUUCCCUUCCAACUACGUGCAGGAGGAUGAGGUCGAGGAGACUUCUGCAGACUUCCCUGCAGUCUUCUCUUCUCUCUCACUGCCGGACCUCAAUAACGGUCAGGGCCCAAGUGUGAUUCAUACGGUUCAGACACUCUAUCCUUUCAGCUCCGUUUCAGAGGAGGAGCUAAACUUUGAGAAAGGAGAGACGAUGGAGGUGCUCGAGAAGCCGGAGAAUGACCCAGAAUGGUGGAGAUGUAAGAACUGUCGUGGGCGGGUUGGCCUGGUUCCAAAAAACUAUGUGGUUGUACUUAACGAUGGGCCUUUAUCGAUGGCCGCAGGCUCCUACUCCCAGCAGAACAGCCACACGGGGCCUUCUCACACAGGAAAGUUUGCGGGAAAGGACUGGUACUAUGGCAACGUUACACGGCACCAAGGGGAGCGUGCGCUGAACGAGAGGGGUGUGGAGGGAGACUUUCUCGUGCGAGACAGCGAAUCUUCUCCGAGUGAUUUCUCUGUGUCUCUUAAGGCAGUCGGGAAGAACAAGCACUUCAAGGUGCAGUCGUCGAAUGGAGUUUACUGUAUCGGUCAACGCCGCUUUAAUGCUAUGGAUGAACUGUUAGAGCACUACAAGAAAGCUCCCAUCUUCACCAGCGAACAUGGAGAGAAGCUUUACCUUAUCAAACCCCUCCAGUGACUUUCUACACAGAAAUGAGCCUUAGGACCAGACCUGACUGGAACAGAGCUGAUUUGACCUCACACCGACCAAAGUGAUGUCUGCAACAUCUUGAUGGUUCUGCAUUUCGCACCAGCAACCAGAAGACUUUGAGAAGUGACUUACCAAGCCAAACAUUGUAGGUCAUUUAUGGAUAAACAUUCCUGUGCUGUGUUAGGAGUAAUAGUGUAAUGUGUUUUUUUGCUGGGGUCGAUAAACAUUCACGAAAAAUGAAUAUCGCCUUUUCCAUGUGAUCAUUCUCUCACUCAUUGCCUUGAAAAUGCAAGACAGCCUUCAUAAAUAUUUGUCAUACAAAGAUCUUUAUCCGAAACAUCUUUGUUGAUCUUAGACUUGAUAUCAAGAUGAUAGUUCAGACGAUUUCAGUACCACAAUCCUCAAGUCCUCACAGAGCAAGUGCUGGCUCAUACCAAGAAUAUAGACACUGAGAAGUUGCAGGAAACUGUAUGUACAUAGUAUCUGCUAAAGAGAGAGUUGGUGACCGGCAGACUGCAACUUGUCGCACCCUGGUGGUUGAAAUUGGAGGUCUGUCUUUUAUAAGAAUGUUUUGUAAAUGCUUAACCAAAUGUGCCACCCUCACGUUCAAAGGACUGCUCAUCUAUUAUAUAAAAAUAACUAUAUUCACCUCAUUUCAGAUUCACUUCUAUAUGUAUCAACAGACCUCCAUAGACCUCACACACUGUUGCAGUUUCAGUUGCGUAAUGGUUUUGCCCAUUUACAAAGGAAUUCAUUGAUCACCUACAGCUUUUAUUUAAGUACGAAAUGUCUGAAUGUGACUGAGCAUUGUUAUUUAAAACCAUGUUUUAUUUAAAUGGAAUGAGAAAAGAUGUUGAAAUGUGAAAAGAAGUUGAAAUGUAAUGAGUUCCACAUCCAUAGUAGGUGUGCAAAACGUUUAUAUACUUUUGUUUAAUUAAACAUUUUGCAUAAGCGA
Molecule: messenger RNA, 2324 nt
Organism: Triplophysa dalaica
Lineage: Eukaryota; Metazoa; Chordata; Actinopteri; Cypriniformes; Nemacheilidae
Gene: nck2b
Product: NCK adaptor protein 2b
Exons: 4
Coding region: 209-1357 (382 amino acids)
Biological process (GO): negative regulation of PERK-mediated unfolded protein response; positive regulation of endoplasmic reticulum stress-induced intrinsic apoptotic signaling pathway; negative regulation of endoplasmic reticulum stress-induced eIF2 alpha phosphorylation
Molecular function (GO): protein binding
Source: RefSeq, a predicted model, not a curated record